Messenger RNA from Olea europaea var. sylvestris, 797 nucleotides. Its product is annotated as BURP domain-containing protein BNM2A-like. The record is from RefSeq and is a predicted model, not a curated record. The annotation marks the transcript as partial. The transcript is spliced from 3 exons. Lineage: Eukaryota; Viridiplantae; Streptophyta; Magnoliopsida; Lamiales; Oleaceae.
UAAAUGACCUGAGCUAAGAAAAAAAGGAUUCUGAAUUUACAUUAGAAAAAAGAAGAGCGCCAAGUCAGCAGACAUGGACAUAAAUUAUAGAAUAACUAUUGUUCAACCAUCAAAAUAGAGAAUCAAAUUCCAAUAUUUUCUGGGAAAUCACUGUACAAGGCAUCAGCAUGAGAAGCAGAAGAUUGUUGAAGAAAGAACAGAUUUAUGAUAAAGAAAAUAUGGGUUUUGGAUUUGGAUUUGGUUAUCUUGUCCAUCUUUUUUGCUCACUACUUGUGCUGCGGCAUCUUGAGAUGACUGAAGCACAUGGGGAAAAGGUUGAAAGAGAGGUAUAUGAUAUGAAAUUAGGGCGUAAUUUUAAAGAUAAUCAUCUUCGAGUUCAUGCUAGUCGGGAUGAAAACUCAGGCAAGAAUUUACAUGAUCGUUCAUUAUCUCAUAUGAAUCGCUUGGAUCCUGAACUAAAUGUGUUCUUUCAUGUCAAUGAACUUAAAGUUGGGAAGAAAAUGCAUAUCUACUUCCCCAUAAAAGACCCUUCUUCCUCUCCCCCUUUACUGUCCAAAGAAGAAUCUGAUUCUAUUCCUUUCUCAUUAGAAAAACUUCAUUAUAUUCUUCAACUAUUCUCCUUCCCAGAGGGCUCAAAACAAGCCAAAGCAAUGGAAAAUACCCUUCAACACUGUGAAUUUCCACCCCUUGACGGAGAAACCAAGUUUUGUGCCACCUCCCUUGAAUCCAUGCUCGACUCAGCUCGAUCCAUAUUCGGAUUCAAUGCCAAAUUUAAAGUUCUCUCGACUAAUCACCUU